Messenger RNA from Gossypium raimondii (Peruvian cotton), 1120 nucleotides. Its product is annotated as ethylene-responsive transcription factor RAP2-7. Gene Ontology annotation, molecular function: DNA binding; DNA-binding transcription factor activity. The record is from RefSeq and is a predicted model, not a curated record. Gene Ontology annotation, biological process: regulation of DNA-templated transcription. Lineage: Eukaryota; Viridiplantae; Streptophyta; Magnoliopsida; Malvales; Malvaceae.
CUUCACAAAAAUGGAGUCUCUGUCUUUGUAGUAUGUUUCUCUCACACGUCCCAUCUCCUUCCUUUUUCUCUCUUUCUUUGUUAAUGGAAAUCAACUAAUCGGCGAUCAUCUCUUCCUCUUUGUGAACUGAUCGCUGGGUAAUUCUAUAAUGCCAACCUUCAUUUUAAGCUUCCUUUGCUUUUCAACGAUUUCGUCUGAAUAUUGACCUACGAUUUUGUUUUUGAAAGUCACAGCGAGAAGUUGAUAUCAAUAUAUAUUUUUUUAUACAAUUUCUUAAAAGGGGUUCGGAGUCAAAGCUGAGUCGUAAUACGAAAUGCUAGAUCUUAAUCUCAAUGUCGCGUCGCCUGAGUCGACUCAGGGAUUGGACUCGGUGGCACCUUUUACUGAUGAGCUCAUCAACGAAGGUUCAAGGAACCAAAUGGACGAAUCCGGGACCUCGAAUUCGUCAAUCGUCAACGAAGACGGCGAGUCGUGCUCGACACGCGCCAGCGGGGAGGCGUUCACUCUGAGUUUCGACAUACUCAAGGUCGGAAGGGAGAGCCGAAACCACGAGGCGGCAUUAGUGGUUACCAGGGAACUAUUUCCGGUGAAGGGAAUCGGAGCGGAUUUCGGAAGCUCUGAAGGUCAAAGCUCGGGAAACAGUAGCAACAAGAGCAAAUGGAUCGAUCUUUCAUUCGAGAGAAAAGAGGCUGCUGCUGAGCCGCGAGUGAUGCAACAACAACCUUUACAGACGGUGAAGAAAAGCCGUCGAGGACCUCGCUCUAGAAGCUCGCAGUAUCGAGGAGUUACUUUCUACAGAAGAACUGGACGAUGGGAAUCUCAUAUCUGGGAUUGCGGGAAACAAGUAUAUUUGGGUGGAUUUGACACUGCUCAUGCUGCUGCCAGAGCCUAUGAUCGAGCGGCUAUUAAAUUUCGAGGUGUUGAUGCUGAUAUCAAUUUCAGUCUCUGCGAUUAUGAGGAUGAUAUGAAACAGACGAAGGAUCUGAGUAAGGAAGAAUUCGUGCACGUUCUUCGUCGGCAGAGUGCUGGUUUCGAGGGAAGCUCGAAAUAUCUAGGAGUAACGUUGCACAAAUGCGGCAGGUGGGAAGCACGGAUGGGGCGGUUCCUAGGCAAAAGGUGA